Cutaneotrichosporon cavernicola is the source of this 2253-nucleotide messenger RNA. RefSeq lists its product as uncharacterized. The record is from RefSeq and is a predicted model, not a curated record. The transcript has 2 exons. NCBI's taxonomy places the organism in Eukaryota, Fungi, Basidiomycota, Tremellomycetes, Trichosporonales, Trichosporonaceae. Bases 1 to 2253 code for a protein of 750 amino acids.
AUGGCACCGGUUGGGGCACUUGGGACGGAACACAACAGCCACACCGACGAGGGGAACAAGAAGCCUAUGGAACAGCGUAGUCCCGAACGUCCACAACGGCCCCUCUCGGCUGUGGCACCCUACCGUACAAAGCCCGGAAUCAAGAACAACAGACGCUCUUUCUCCUCUGGACGCGCACAUCAUGUCAAUCCACGCCCAGCCUCGGCCCUCGGUUACCCCUCGUUCACCCCUUUGGCAAAAGCUCUUCCCCUCACUCGCGGCAACAGCCUCAUUCUCCUUUCGUCAAACCACGCACAGCGCAACAACCCCGACGACUCACCGUCACCACGCCGUGUAUGCGUGAAGAGCAACGGUAGCCCGCGCCUCACCCCACCACCCAGCCCUUCACCCCAGGGCCUGCCUGAGCGCGUUCUGGUGCCCGUCCCCGACGAUUUCAGCCUGGACGGAAUGGAAGAUUCGCGUUCCGACGUUCCACUGCGCCGCCGGUCAGCCCGCUUCGCAUCCCUCAUUUCACGCUUCGGGCAGGAUGCUGCUCGCAGGCUAACUAAGUCGCCCACACCUUCUCCACUCAGCACUUUAGCCAGACCAGACCGCGACGAGCCACCCCGGCCCGCUAUCCGGUCAGCAAACCGGCAGUCUGGAGCGUUCGGUGUGACAGAUGACGGCUCUGACGCCGAAACGACCCACCGGUUCUACCAUGACAACACGCGCCGGCGGCGCAACAGUUGCGGCAGCAUUGUCGAGGAGGCAGUGCGCAGCCUGUACGCGGAGAAUGCCGACAUACAUUCCCACUCGGAGGAGGAGAACGAGAUGCCGCCCAAGGACGAAAGGCAGACAUCUGGCGCUCUCGGCCUCCUGUACCUCAUGCCCCACGACAGUGUCCAGCAGAGCAACAGCGCAAGCGAUCUCUCCAGCUCCGGCCUCGACACCUCAUCGUCCUCCCCUCCUGGUCUCUCGCGAUCAUCCUCGCAGUGGACACCGCCGAGCGAUUCGUUGGCUACCCCCACAAGCGCCUCCCCUUGCUCGACGCAUUGUGUCCCUCCCGAUACCGCCGAGUCGCUGCUUCUGGCAGCGAGCCACUUGCUUAACGCUCAUGGCGUGACGCUCCUCCAUCAUGCUGAGCAGCUGAGCGAGUCGAGCACGAGACUGCGGGCACUCGCGACCGAAUCUCUCGAGUGGGGAUCACGGUUGAUGGCGGCCGCGAACAGAAACCCGGAAUCCAUCCAACCCUCGCAGAUGAUCACGGCGGAGAGCCUGUCCCAGAGCCCAACAGUAGUCCCUCGCACCUCCACUGAGGGACAACAAGGCGGCUUCUCCAAGCCAGCUCCUCUUCCUGCGCGUCGAAAGGAUGAGCACCGUCUCAGCCAACGCGCGACGACGCGUAAAUCUUGGAUCCUCAAGCCUAUUCGGCACUCGAGACUGCUUGUUGAGGCGGAACGCUUGGCUGCUCUGGACUGGAACGGAUCCCAGGCAGGCGAGAGAGCGCACUGCACUGAGCCGGGCGACACCAGCGCCACAUCUUCAGACGACUACGUCGUGAUCUCGGGGUCAAGCCUCUCAACCUCACCAGAGCCCAUUUCACGGGUACCAUCCCCAUCAAUGUCCGAUGCCCAGCACGAAAUGCUAGCAGCUCGUCCCUCGUCCGUGGACCCUCUUAGCGACGAGAGCAGCAACUCUCACGAGUCGGCGAUCUCGGACGGCCUCAUAGACGCCCUGCCGCCUCUGCUCCCUCCGAUCGAUCUCACACCGCCAACGCCGAUUGCUGCUCCAUCCACUAUGACGCGAGAGCCUCCAGUUUCGGAGGCUCUCUGGAACGACGACUCCACAGAGGUUCUGUUCGGAUCACCAAGCGGUUCGCCAGAGCCUGAAUACCCUGUCAACUCCUCCACCCCUACACUCUCGACUAUGCGCCUCAAUUCGGAGGACCACAGUUCUGAGCGUCACCGUUCCACGCCCUCCCCGCAGAUGAACUUUGGGGUCGUCCACGCGCCUUUCGCGACGAUGAUGAACGCCGUGCCCGCCGUGCCCGACCGGGGCUUCUACUUGGACCCGCAGUUUGCCCGGACUAGCAUUACACAACCCUCCGUUCACGUUACGCCAAUGCCGCAAGUGCUUCCUCGCAAGUCGGAGACGGACCUGUCAAGCCGCCUCAUGCGCCAGCUGAGCUCGCGACGCAGCGAACGUGAGCCGGAGCGUGCUGGCUCGACGACGCCCAGACGCUGGUUCGGCCGGCUGGGUCGCCAGACCGAGUGA